AUGUCUAACGAAGGAGGCUGCUUCUGCGGAAACGUCCGUAUCAAGUCCACCGGCGAUGUCCAGGCCAAAGCGCUGUGCCAUUGCGCGGACUGCCGUAAGAUUAGUGGAUCGACAUACUCGACCAACAUCAUUGUGCCAGGCGAUGGCUUCUCCCUCCUGAAGGGCAAGCCCAAAGAGAUCACCAAGAAGGCGGAUAGUGGAAAGAGCAUCACCAGCUACUUCUGUGGCGACUGCGGCUCUACACUCUGGAGACAGGGUGAGACUUUUGGCGAUGCCAGAAUCCUCAAGGUCGGCGUGAUGGACGACCCUACUAUUAUUGAAAGCGCUGCGCCUGCCGUCGAGUUGUAUGCCAAGGAGCGUGUGAGCUGGGUGUCUCCAAUCGGUGGCGCUGGCCAGAAGACCGGUAUGCCAGACUCUGCUGAUGCAUGA
Zasmidium cellare ATCC 36951 is the source of this 429-nucleotide messenger RNA. RefSeq lists its product as uncharacterized. The record is from RefSeq and is a predicted model, not a curated record. The coding region runs from base 1 to 429 and encodes 142 amino acids. The transcript is spliced from 4 exons. Gene Ontology annotation, molecular function: carbon-sulfur lyase activity. NCBI's taxonomy places the organism in Eukaryota, Fungi, Ascomycota, Dothideomycetes, Mycosphaerellales, Mycosphaerellaceae.